ACAUUUCAAUAUUUUUCGAGCUAUCAAUGCUGUUUAUCGAAAACAAUAUAUUCGAUUUAUUUCUGUAUAUUUCUUAGGUGUUUAAGUUUAAGGAUAUCUUUCUGUUAUGACUCAUCUCUAUAGCGUUGUAUCAGUUUGUACACUAUUUAAUAUUUUCUCAAUAAGUCUUUGUCUUCAACAAUUGCCUCCGAUCGAAGAAAACAACAUCGCUGUAACCGAAGCCAUUAUCCGUUACACGAUUAAUAAACUAUUUUUACUUUUUAAAUUAAAUGGUAGCGUGAAGGCAAAAUCACAAGACUAUUCCAAGGUACACAAAUAUUUUACGUCACUAACGCUUCAGGAUUAUGACAACUUAAAGGAAAUUGCAAGACAGACCAGAGUGAGCUAUAAAAAUAUAAACGAUACAGAUUUUGUAGCCAUAAUAAAUGAUGUACUAGCCGAGGCUAACGUGGUCAAUGAAAAUAAUGAUACCGAAUUAAAUGAAGGCGAUGAAAAUGUUACUCACUAUAUUGAACAGUUUUUAAGAAAAUUGCAGCUCUUAAAAGAAAUGUACAGCGUUGGUAAGGUCUAUGCUAAUAUUAAUAUGGAUGUUCUGAAGGCCAUGAAAGUUCCAACGAAUAAAAACGAUAAAUCAUCCAAUGUUACAUAUGAUUCGUUUAAGAUUGUUGGAAACACUACUAUUAUAGAAGAAAACGAGUUCUGGGAGUCUAGCGGCCGCAGAAUAUUUAAAGGAGAAAGGACCAAAAUCAAACAUUUUCCAUUUAUGGCAACAAUUCAAAUAUUUAAUAACUUUCAUUGCGCCGGAUCCAUUAUUAAGUCGGAUCUUAUAAUCACAGCCUCUUCUUGUUUACAAUUGGCUUAUAAUAAUCGUCUGUUCCGAGAAAAUCCAGCGUUUCUGUCAGCUCGAGUCGGCAGUAGCUUUUAUAACGGUGGAGGUGAAGUCAUAUCUGUGCAGGAGGUCUACUUCCAUCCUUCCUACGAUCCAAAGACUUUGAGGAACAAUAUCUGUCUCCUCCGACUAGCACGCCAUCUGAAAUUUAGGAGAAAAAUCAGAAGCGUAAAAAAAAUUGAUUUUGAUAGACACGAGUCCACUCUCUCCAUGACUACAUCUGGAAUUACUAUAGUGGGCUGGGGUGCCAAAGAGCACAGUCCGAUAAUUGGCAGUCCAUGGAAAAACAUAUUGUCUUUCGCUGAAUUACAUGUGUAUCCUUUAGAAGAUUGUCAAGAUGUUUAUUCCAAAGCUUACGUUACGAAAAAAAACUUUUGUGCUGGUUUUAUAUCUAGAGGAGGAGGAGCCUGCAAUCGUGACGUAGGUGGUCCUGGUAUAGUUGAAAAUAAGCUGAUGGGAAUCAUAAGCUUCGGAUCUCCGGUUUGUGGCUCUCCCGAUAUGCCAACAGUGUUCACGAAAGUGGGCUAUUAUACUGAUUGGAUUGAAGAAAUUAUGGAACAGCCGGUAAUUAUUUCGAAGAAAAGGACUACUCUAAAAUCAGACUUCAACCCAUUUUUAGCUCAACCAAUUCAUAUUGAACCGGAUCAGACCACAUUUAAGAUACCACCUUUGACUGGUGAAAAAAUGAAGCCAAUACCUAUUACAGAAAUAGACGGUCAGCUUAGAAUAUCUGAUGAGAAACUGUUUAAAGAAUUCCUAGCCACUAUGUUCAAUAGCCAGGAAAUUGCUGAAUAUGAGGACAUAAUAAAUCCAGACAAUGGUGACAUAGAGGUUAAUGAUAUGAUACUCAAUGAUGAUAAGGUCUUAGAGGAAACGGCAACUGAGAACAUUCCAGCAGAUCAAACCAUGAUAAUUCCCGAUGAAGAGGAUACAGAAGCACAGGAAGAAGUAGAGAAUCAAACACAAAUAAAUGAAGUUUCAAACAAAAGCUUAGAAGAAAGUGAAAAAGAAGGCAAUAAAUACGAAAUGAAUACACCUGCUAUAGAAGAUGAACCAGCGGGCGUUGAUAAUUUAAAUAAGGAUUUAGCCAACUUACUUGAAAAUGUACAAGAUGAUGGCGGGUUAGGACCUAAGAGAGAUGAAGAUAACAACGUUCAGACUGACGAUCAAAAGGUUUUGACACUUUUAUAUUUAUCUGACGAGGACAAAAAGAGUAAUGGAGGAUUGAGCAUACCAACGGAACAUUUUGAGGAUUUAACGAGAAGUAAACAAAAUGUUCUGAAUAUUUUACCAGAGAAUGAACUAUAUGCUCUUUUAUCGGAAGUUAUACAAGACGAGGUUGAGAAAAUAAACGCUGGGACUUGAGGUUUUUUUGUGCAAAAUUAUAGUAUAGGUUAUUUAUGACUGUUUUGUUAUUUUGUCAAUUAAUUUAGGUAAUAAAAUGUAGUAGUAUAAAAUAUUUUUAAAACUUUUCACACAAUGUAUAACAUGUACAUAAACACAUGACACAGUUAAAAAAAUAUAUGUAUAUUAAUCAAUGAUAAUAAAAUUUUAAUCUCAGAGUAAAUAAA
Danaus plexippus (monarch butterfly) is the source of this 2460-nucleotide messenger RNA. RefSeq lists its product as uncharacterized. The record is from RefSeq and is a predicted model, not a curated record. NCBI's taxonomy places the organism in Eukaryota, Metazoa, Arthropoda, Insecta, Lepidoptera, Nymphalidae. The coding region runs from base 107 to 2254 and encodes 715 amino acids. Gene Ontology annotation, molecular function: serine-type endopeptidase activity. Gene Ontology annotation, biological process: proteolysis. The transcript is spliced from 7 exons.